Messenger RNA from Melanotaenia boesemani (Boeseman's rainbowfish), 3532 nucleotides. It is a transcript of the gene mtss1la, whose product is annotated as MTSS I-BAR domain containing 2a. NCBI's taxonomy places the organism in Eukaryota, Metazoa, Chordata, Actinopteri, Atheriniformes, Melanotaeniidae. Gene Ontology annotation, biological process: plasma membrane organization; cell projection assembly. Gene Ontology annotation, cellular component: cytoplasmic side of plasma membrane; actin cytoskeleton. The record is from RefSeq and is a predicted model, not a curated record. The transcript has 16 exons. The coding region runs from base 535 to 2865 and encodes 776 amino acids. Gene Ontology annotation, molecular function: actin binding; phospholipid binding.
AUCGUAUUACUGGAGACUCCAGCUCCGAGACAUCUGCUCCACUAAUAACAACGGAGCGCGUCCCCUACGACCGAUCCCGACUCCUGUCGUGCCCCCUCCUCCUCGUGCCCUCCUCCCCAGGACUGUGUGCUCUCUCUCCGUUAUUUGUGGUAAAGCGGUGGAGAUGAGGAGCCACCGUGCAUGUGCUAGCCACGUUUCCCGGCUGUAGUCCAACCAAGCGCCGCGCCUGCCUGCUCCAUCCCCCCCGAGCCUCCGAGAGGCGAGUAGCGGCGGCGGAGCGAGCAGCAGCCCCCGGUGCCAUCGAGCAGCACCCCUUCUUUUUGUUUGUGCGCUCCGCGAGCUGCUGGCUGGAGGAACUGAGCGGCUUCGCAUCCUCACGUCUGCUGGCAGCGUUGUUGUGGGAGAGGACAACGAAGGGCGGAUGGGCAUAACAAAGAUAUACAUGUGUCUUGUUUGAACAAACUUGAACCGGAGGAUAUUCUGUCUGAUUUUUUCUUUUUUCACAAGAUUUUUUUGUUGUUUGUUUUGGAGACCAUGGAGUCAGUGGAGAAAGAGUGUGGAGCGCUGGGUGGAUUAUUUCAGGCCAUCGUUAACGACAUGAAGGGUUCUUACCCUGUUUGGGAGGACUUCAGUGCCAAGGCCACAAAGCUGCACUCUCAACUCAGGACCACAAUUCUGGCAGCCGUGGCCUUUUUAGAUGCCUUUCAGAAAGUGGCGGACAUGGCUACCAACUCCAGAGGAGCCACCAGGGACAUCGGAUCAGCUCUGACAAGGAUGUGCAUGCGACACCGCAGCAUUGACGCAAAAUUACGCCACUUCACCAAUGUCCUCAUGGACGGCCUGAUUACGCCACUCCAAGACAGGAUGGAGGAAUGGAAGAAGACAGCUAAUCAGCUGGACAAAGACCAUGCCAAAGAAUACAAGAGAUCUCGCCAGGAAAUCAAAAGGAAGUCGUUAGAUACAAUAAAACUCCAGAAAAAAGCUAGAAAAGAGCUUCUAGGCCGGGGAAACCUGCGCCCUCAGCUGGACAGUGCCAUGCAGGACGUCAGCGACUUGUACCUGCUGAUGGAGGAGACGGAGAAGCAGGCCGUGCGAAGAGCGCUUCUGGAGGAGAGAGGCCGUUACUGUUCAUUCAUCAACUUACUUCAACCUGUGGUGAAUGUGGAGAUUGCCAUGUUGGGAGAGAUAACGCAUUUACAAGCCAUUGUUGACGACCUCACUGUGUUAACUGAAGACCCACAUAAGCUGCCCCCGGCCAGCGAGCAGGUUAUCCGAGACCUGAAAGGCUCUGAUUAUAGCUGGUCCUACCAGACCCCUCCUUCCUCCCCAAGUAGCACCAGCUCCAGAAAAAGCAGCAUGUGCAGCCUGCUCCAGAUGCCCUCAGCAGGAGCCCAUCGGCUCAGCAGCGUCUCCUCCCACGACUCCGGCUUCGUUUCCCAGGAUGCCAACACCCAUUCUAAGCCUCCGUCGCCCAUGCCCUCUGAUAUCACCAGCCAGAAUUCAACAAGCUCAGCCUCUUCUGAGGCUUCAGAAACCUGCCAGUCUGUCAGCGAGUGCAACUCUCCUACAGCGUUUGGCUCAUGCUCAUCCUUCGGUACCUUCCGCCCUGCUUUCUCUCACACUGGCACCAUCAGACCUCUAUCUGUCAUACUUCCUGCGUCCCCCACAUUUAACCACUCCCCCGGAUCCAACAACCCCUCACCCACAUCAAAGGUUCCUAGCUGGAAGGACUGGGCCAAGUCGAGUUCCUGUGAGCCAUCGUUGGCCAGCACUCUGCAGCGCAGGAGGGAGCCUGUGGAUAAGAUGAGAGAAAUGGAGGCUCCACCCAGUCCUCAGGGAUACCGCGGGGUGCAAGCAGAUGAUCCGCACCGGCCGAGAAGUGGACCAGGAAUUAUUACAGCAAAGCAUGGAGAGCCUCUUUCACCAGCAGCCAGCACUUUAGCCAUGGUUCUGACCAGAGGCUUGAGUAUGGAGCAACAGAAAAGCAGCAGGGACUCUCUGCAGUACUCCAGUGGCUACAGCUCCCAGACCAACACCCCCUCCUGUUCUGAAGACACCAUACCCUCACAAGGUUCUGACUAUGAGUGCUACUCUCUCAAUGGCGAUGCUGACAGUGAAGGGCAAGCAGACUUUGACAAGUCUUCCACCAUCCCACGCCACAGUAAUAUUGCUCAGAGCUACCGCCGCAUGAUCCAAACCAAGAGGCCUGCAAGCACAGCAGGUAUACCUGCAGGUAAGAGCCUGCAGGGAACUUCUAACGGUGGAGCCAUUUCCUCUGGGACAGCCACUAUUCGCAGGACGCCAUCCUCCAAAACGGGUGUGAGGCGAACACCGUCCACAUCUGGCCCUAUUCCCAUCCGGCCCCCUAUUGUGCCGGUUAAAACCCCCACAGUGCCAGACUCUCCAGGGUACGCUAGUCCGUCCCAUCAUCGUACAGGCAGUGAGGAGUUUCUAUAUGGAGAUGACCCAUCGCCUAGUGAUUACAUGAGGGCUUCUCCAAAGCGGAUGAGUCUCCCUGACACAGCUUGGGGCUAUGGAGAAGGAGGAGGAAGGGUAGACAGGACUGUUUAUACCCAGCAGGCCCCUGGCAUGGCCGCCCACAGUGCAGAGGAGGACCCUCUGCUUGCUGCCAACCGUCACAGCCUGGUGGAAAAGAUAGGAGAGCUGGCAGCCAGCGCCCACGCCCUCGGUGAGGGUCAGUUCCCAUUCUCCAGCCUGCUACCAGGGGAUCCAGCUCAGUGUGCACUCCAGGAGCCGUCCUCUGCGACUCAAGGGGAUGUGGAUAUGCUGGUGACCAUACGCCGGGGGGUGAAGCUGCGCAAAACAGUAACUGAUGACAGGUCAGCUCCCAGGAUCCUUCGGUAGUUGACAGAGAGGAGAGGUUUUGGGGUCGCAGCUGUAGUGCCCUAGCUUACAAACAGUGUGUUUGUAAUUAAAUCUAAGAGCACUCGUCUGACACAUGAACCGAAGCACAAGUAACAAAGAGGAUGUUACGUGUGGUGAAUAAAGGCCAGUCGAGUACGGAGACUGCAAACAAUGUCAAGCCCUUUCAUGUUAUGUAUGUAUUGCAUUAUUGAUUGUAUUGAUUACAUACAAGGUAAUCUUUUUUUUUUUUUACUAUUCUGUUUUGUUUGUUUAGUUGGCUUUGUGACUGUGCUCCUUCUGCUCCCUGUGUGACCAGUAGUUUCAGUCCAGUUGGCCAGUUUGUCCCUGUGGACUCUCUAAACAUCACUCUGCUGGGGAUUGAAUGCAUUGUGUUCUUCUUAUUGCUCUUAUGAUUAUCAUGAUACUGUGCAUUUCUCUGUUAACGCAGCCACUUAUAAGUGGAGAUUGAAGGGCGCAGUGCUCUGUGAGCCUGUCAGUAUGUUGUGUUCCUCAUUGUUACUGUCCAAGUACGGUAUUACUAUUUCAUUUAAUGAGCUGGACAGCAGCUGUAUAAUUUCAUGUAAAAAUAGAAGCAAUAUGGCAGUGUUUGUAUUGCUGUACUGUACUGUCAAUAUAUUCUGCAAUUAAACUGGCUUUUUUCUUUAAA